Messenger RNA from Melanotaenia boesemani (Boeseman's rainbowfish), 6490 nucleotides. RefSeq names its product PR domain containing 2, with ZNF domain a (gene prdm2a). Gene Ontology annotation, biological process: regulation of transcription by RNA polymerase II. Bases 227 to 4339 code for a protein of 1370 amino acids. The transcript has 3 exons. Gene Ontology annotation, cellular component: nucleus. Gene Ontology annotation, molecular function: DNA-binding transcription factor activity, RNA polymerase II-specific; RNA polymerase II transcription regulatory region sequence-specific DNA binding. NCBI's taxonomy places the organism in Eukaryota, Metazoa, Chordata, Actinopteri, Atheriniformes, Melanotaeniidae. The record is from RefSeq and is a predicted model, not a curated record.
AAUAGGAAGAAAAGACAGCUGUCUAGAAGCAUUGCAGGAGGAGAAUUUCAAACCUUUCUACAGAAAUUUGGAAGCAAGCACAAGUAUGUGUGGGGUGUACGCAAAAGCUUGUCCUUUAGUCUGCCCAACACACCUAUUGUCUCUACUGACAAUUAAAAUGGUGUGACAGCUGUAAAUACCCUGUGACAGAUAUACGUCAGAAAACUGGACAUAAACCUCACAGAAGAUGGAGGACUUGUACAUCUCUGAACAUGGAGACAAUGAGGAGCUACAGGAGACAAAAGAUCUCUACCAAAAUGAAUCACCCAUGAGUUCUGAGGUCACAGAACCCCAUAAACACCCUAACCAAAACAGUGGGGGAGACUCUCUUCUCUGCCAGCACCGCGAGAGGCAGUUUACCAGCAGACAAGGCUUGGAACAACACAUGCACAUCCAUGCUUGUGGGAAUGAAGUGCCGUGCAGCAUUGUUUCAAGUAUAAGUCAGAUACAGCAUGAGCAGAUAAAGCCUGUGAAGUCAGUAGGUUCAGUUAUUCAGCUUUAUACUUCAGACUCCAACAGCUCUAAUACUUCUAUUUUGUCAAGUGGCGAACACACAGCUCAGCCUCAUGAGCCAGGAGUAUCAUGGGAUCAUGAUGCUCAGAAGUACCCUGAACAGAUAUUAACAACAAAUACAAACAAGCAACACCAUGAGCACAAGGUGGAUGAGAACCAACAACAGCUCAUACAAAAGGAAAAAAAGUUGCCUGAAGAGGAAAUUCUUCAGAGUUCAGUAAAUAAAUUAUCUCUGCUUCAAACACAGUUUGGUAAAAAUACCUCACCCACAGGUGGUGUGGAAAAUGAAGGAGAACACACAGAACAAUACAUGCUAGACAUCUCUAGCAAUAUUUCAGAGAAUCUCAGCUUUUACAUCGAUGGAAAGAUAGUGUCAACAAGUACAGUCAGUAACUGUGAAGUAGCUGAAGUUCACUCUGAGUCUUCAACUUUAGUUGGACUGGAUGCCCUCAUUGUUGACCCUGCCCACAUCAGCCACAUUUUAAGCACGGAUACAGACGUACCUGGUCAACAGCAUACCAAGAGAAGAACUGCAACGCCACCUCUCUUACCACAAAUUAAAACUGAACUGGAGUCUGAGGUGGUUGUGUCUUCAUCCUCCUCUUCGCUUGUUUCUUCUUUAAUAGAGAAUCUAUUCCCUCACAACACAGAGUCUACAGUUGCGCAAAAUGAAAGAACGGUGUUUCUGUCUCCAAAGCUGAAGCAGCUCCUGGAGAAGCAGGAUGGUCUCAAACCUACACUUGCCCUCAUCACGGAUAGCCAGAAGCCUUCUUCACCUGUCUCCGUCUCCAUCCUUCCAUCUGGAUCAGGAAGGUUCAAAAGAAGAACCGGCUCUCCAACAAGCUCUCCACAGCAAUUUGCAUCAUUAAAUGAUGAAACAAAUAUGGAUGGUGGAGAUUUUAGUGAUGGAAGUCCAGAACAUAUAGAGUCCCAGCAUAGCUCACCUGUGCGACAAACCGUUAAUGAUAACAACGAUGCGACUCCAUCUGUAAUGGAGCCGGCAGUGAAAUCUGUUUUGCCAGAGAGCUGGCCUCCUGUGACUGGUGGUAACGCCUGUAACCAGCAACCUUUGGAUCUUUCUAAUACAGUGAAAAGAAACGAAGAUGUGGCAUCUACUGACGCUGUGCUGGAUUUAAGUUUGCAAAAGAAUUACACAGGUGAAUCUGAGCCGGCAUGGAAUUUAGUGUCACAGGCAGUUUUGAAAGAAGAAUCAAGUACCUACAUGGUUGAAAAAGGCUUAAUGAAAGUUGGAGAACAAAAUAUAACCCUGGGGAAUCCUGAGACUCCUGUAGUUACAGACUUUGCCAUUGUCACAGGUUCAGACAUUGUGACCCCCGCAGAGCCUGUUGCAGAGGGGCUUGUUUAUGGACUUACCCUACCCCCAGGUUCUCUGACUCCAUCGCCCAACUCAAUUACCCCCGUUUCUUUGGAUCCAGCUUCACCUUGCACUAUAGCAUUUGCUUCUCCAGUUGCACACACUGUGCUUCCUACUACACCUUCAUUAAUUACAGUUUUAGCAUCACCACCAUCUAUUUCCCACCCCUCAAGCCAACCAAUCCAAGUACUGGCCCCAAAUAUUUCUCCUGAGCCCUUGGUAAUCUGUACAGAAAAUACAUUAAGUUCUUCUGAAUGUGAUUUACCAUUUGCCAGUACGAGUUCUGCAAAUAUUGUUGCACUUUCCCAGCCCCUUGACCCGCCUCUGAAUCUACCUGGCCAUGUGUUUCUCACUGAUCAGAUUGCGCUCAAUCCACCUCUGGUUGAAUCCACUCCUGUUUCAGAAGUGCCAUUCACACCUACUGUAACUUUAAAUGAUUCCCUGCUCAACUCUUACAACAUUGCCAGUAACACAGUGUUAAUAGAGUGUACAAUAGCUCUUGAAGCCCCAGGUGGUGGUGUUCCUGCUGCAGUUACCUUACAAGAGAAUACUGCUGAGCCUCCAGCACCCACCCACAUGGUUGUUAAUCACAUAGAACAGCAACAGAUUGUGUCACUGCCCAAUCCACAGACUGUGGACCCUUCUGUUCUUGUGUCCUCCAUUGCAGGAUCUGUAACCCUGUCCACUGACACUGCUGUGACAUCUGAUUUUUCUCCUGUGGGUGACCCAAGUCCUGACCCAGAGUCCGUUCGUACAGACCCACCACCAACAAAAGAAGGUCCUGCUGACAGUUCUGGGUUUUUGUCUGAAAUUGCACCUAAAACGCCGCCUCCAUCAUUUGAGAAAACCAAAGAAGAAGAGGCCUCAAGUAAUUCAGCAGCUGAUGAACAACAGCAGACAUUCACCAAGAAUUUCAUCUGCAAUGUGUGUGAUAAGCUCUUCCAUUCAAUGAAGGAACUCAGCCAUCAUGUAGGCGAUCAUGCUGAUGAAUGGCCCUACAAAUGUGAAUUCUGUGUGCUGCUCUUCGGCAAACCCUCUUCUUUGCUUGACCAUCGAUCAAGCCUUCACGGUGUCGGAAAGACUUACGUUUGCGGUGCGUGUACAAAAGAAUUUGUCUACCUUUGCAAUCUGAAGCAACAUCAAGAAGAAUUGCAUCCUGGUCAGCAGUGUACAUACACAGAGGAAGAAAAUGGAAAACUAAGACCUCAGAACUACAACAACUCAACUAAAGUUAGCACAGAUCCAUCAGCUCCUGAAUCUCUAGAGGAACCCAAGAAAUUAGUGAAAAAGGAAGAAUCUGAAGUUGAUGUGGCUGCUGAAGAAUUGUUUACAACAAUUAAAAUCAUGGCAUCCGAUGGACGCAAAAUCAAAGGACCCGAUGUUCGUCUUGGCAUUAAUCAGCAUUAUCCCAGUUUUAAGCCGCCUCCUUUUCCCUACCAUAACAGAUCACCUGCUGGUUUAGGUGCUUCAGCCACAAACUUUACAACCCACAACAUCCCGCAAACAUUUAGUACAGCUAUUCGGUGCACCAAAUGUGGAAAAAGCUUUGAUAACAUGCCAGAACUCCACAAGCACAUCUUGGCAUGUGCAAAUGCCAGUGAUAAAAGGCGAUACACACCUAGAAAAAAUCCUAUUCCUUUGCGGCACUUUGCGAAAACCCAAAAUAGAGUACUGUCUACUACUAAUUCUACUAACGGACUAAAUGCCUCAGUCAGAUUCAGUCAGGCAGAUGGGUCCAAACCUGGCCAAGAUCCACCAGUAAAGCUGAAAAUACUGAACAAAAGGAAGAAAAAGUUUGCGCAAAGGGUCAUGCCGCAGAGAAACAAAUCGGUCCCUUCAAAUAAAGUGUCACCUGCACAGGUGGAUGGAAAGCAGGAAAUCUUCAUCUGCCCACACUGCUGCAGGGAGUUCACCAUGCGCCGCAGUAGAACCAAACAUAUGGCCGUCUGCCCCAAGAAACCAAAGGAAAUGAAGAAAAGGAAAGAUGGAGGAAUCUCUGUCGCAAAGGAAAACGAUGGACACUUGCAUAGAGGGGUUACUCAUACAAAAGAAAGACAGCAGGCAACACCUCAGCAUAAAACAAGACUUCAGACAUCUGGCUCUUCAAAGAGGCCUGCCAUCCUACCAGUGCAAACCGUCUUCUCAAGUAAAAGAAGUAAAAUCAUUAUAAAAGAAAGUACACAGCCCAAACAAGAAGCACCCACUCUGACUGAAAUUCCCAUUCGCACCUUCAACCCCUCCAUGCGGCAGUAUAGCAGAGUACAGCACAGUCUGAAAGGAGUUCCCAUUAAAAUUACUGUUGUGAAACCUCAACAGAGCUUGCCACAGAAAGAUGCGGCGCCUGCCCUGCAGAGCUGUGAGAAAGCAAAUGGAACCAGCACCUGUCGCUCGGAGCAGAGUGCCUCAGUUUAAUGAGUCAGACGAUGAUUUCAGAUCAGUCCAAGUACUGAAAAGUUUAAUUUAAACAGCAAAGAUUAUGAAAAAUUUAAGUUAUGGUUCACAUAAAGACAAGGAAAAUAGUAGUUGCAGACAGACAAAAUAUCUUGGGAAGUUAUUUGUUCAGUUUUAAUUGUAAUGAAGUAAUACUGUUGACAGUUAAUAAUUUUGGGAUGAGAUUUCAGCAGACCUGUUAAAUAACAAAUAUCAAAGAAACACUGAAACUCUUUUGGAUAAAAUAUGAAGCGGAUGUUAAAGGUCAUGUCUCAUCCAUACAAUCCUCAUUCUGUUGUGAUUUUUCUGGACUCUGCUAUAUGGGGCUGUUUCAGUUAUUCUAAAGGGAGAACAUUUCCUAACCACUGUAAACCCAGUGGACCUGUAUGCUGCAGUACACUGUGCAUUAAAAUAACCAAAUUCAGAACGGAUAAAACAAGGAUGCCGGAGUGAGUGCGUUUGAACUAAGAGUUUGCUUUUUAGUAGCUUGGCGUUUUAAAGAUUUUCUUUUAUUUCUUAUCAUGUAAGCGUGCUGUCAGCAGCUUGGACUUGCACUUAAAGUUAAUCUGCCACAUACCACAAAAUACAGAAGUAGAGGAACUGAGCUCAUUGCCUCCAUGAUGGGUUGUUCAGAGAGGAUGGGAGGUGGCAAUCGUUUUCAGCAUGCAUUUGCACUUUGUCUUAUCCGUAGUCUGUGGCCUUUUUUGUUUAAAUUCUUAUUGCAUGCUUCUACGACAGUGACAUUGAUUUAAGAUGGAUUAUUUUGGUCCUAAACACUGAAUCUGAUCAUGCUCUGGUAAAAGGUAAUCUCAAUUUUCAGGCUUGCAGAAAAUGUGAAUGUGAAUGUUUCUGAGCUCAAGAAUACAGAAUAAAAGAAAAAUGACACACUGCAGCUUAACACUGAACACAAACUGCCCUUCAGUAGUGCUGUCAAGCAUGUUGUUAUGAUUUAUUAGUUAUUACCAAUAGGGAAGUCAGUUUUCAUAGUUGUUAUGAAUGUGAAAUCGGCUAGAUUUAAUGCUACGGCAUUUUCAAAUGAGAUGUGUGUGUGAUGUUUUUGGCCCAGCUGUUAUUUUAUGUACUGAAUGAGAGUUUUGAGAAUAGUACUCUGUGUGCCAUUAAAGUUAUAUGAUGAGACAAAAUAUGGCAUAAAAAAUUGUUUUUAGUGUUUCCCAGAUGAAGAAUUUAUUUUGGUGCUUAAAGCAAAGGGGGGGGGGGGGGGGGGGGGAGAAAAAAUUUGGAAUUUAUAUUCUCAAUUUCUGGCUUACAGGCCACCACAAAUAAAUCGGUUGCAUUCCGGAAACCCUGAGAUUUAAUGCACUUGCACUGCAAUCCCAAACAGAAGUACUACUGUAUGUGUUUAUGCUGUACAGCUUGGAGACACCUCUGACAGUCGGGCCCAGUGCUUGGCUUCCCUGUAUUUAAUCUGAACUCCUAGACGUUUUUCUGUUUUGUUUUUUUUAGUUUGCUUUAGGCUUUGUUUUGCACAAAUUAUUGACAAAUGAUUGUUUUGUGGUGUUUUCCCCGUUCUGUGAUUAGAGGUAGUUUAACAUGGUCUUUCUCCAUCUGUAAUAUACAAACACGUCAUCCUUGCCUCUAACUUCUGUAAUGGUGGUUUUUGGUUUAAUGUGCAAAGUGUUUCUGAUAAAAUCCAACUUGUGUAAAUCUGUUAGGGAAUAAUUUUGUUGUGUCGUAUAAAAAUGUUUGUUGCACAGUAUCAUGAAUCUCAUAGUGUCUGUUUUAUUUAAAAUGUGUUCAAAAGCUAAAAGUUUGAAGGUUAAGUGCUAUACAGGGUAGUUUUUGCUUUGUCAUUAAGCUGUUAAAUUGGUCAACUAAAACUUGACAAGAGUCUGUAUCUGAGAGAGUGCAAUGGUAAUUCAAUUUUUUUUGCCUUUUCAGCCAGUGGUGGUAAUUUUUCUUUAACUGACUUUAACUUGUUGGAUGUACAGGAUGGUUUGGGAGUGUAUUAUCCAGCUGUGAAAAGUGCUUGGUGGCAUUUCAUGGUGUAAAUUGACUCAUGUAUAUUUAUCAUUAAUUUAAAAUUACGUUAUCGGUCUUUGAAUGAUUCUCUGUAUGAUUUGCACUAAAUUUUUCCAAGCAGAUGUUCAAAAUAAAAACAGAAUGUUAAAGUUA